GGAGGCGUGUAGAGGUGCGGACGUGAGCGUCUGGAGGUUUGCAUCACAAGAUCCGCCGUAAUUUGUUCAGCAGGUUCCGUUCGUAGCUUGGUGUGUGGUGCGCACGAGGACGAGGAGAAAGACAAGUUUUGGGAAGCGCUGCAGAAGGAGUCGUUUUAUAUUCGAAGUGAGCCUUUUCCAGGGGUUUGAUUGAUGCUCGAAGUUGGCAUGCUGGUGGCGUAAUCAAAAUAUUCUUGGAUCCUCGUUGCGAGACCUUUGGACAUAUUAUACUCCGAGAGGUGCAAACCUACCGCCACCACCACGAGAACACGUAAAACGCGACUGUUCUACGAUGGUCAAGAGCUGUGCGGAGUUUGGCAGCUCGGUCCUGUUGGACAUCAAUGAUGGUGACAGAAUGACGUUUGCCCGUCUUCACAGCACAUCGACACUGAAAAUCGGCAAUACCAAAUGUACCCUCGAAGCAUUAGUCGGACAGCCCUUUGGAGCUGUUUUCGAGAUGCAGAGUGAACGGAAUAGCUCCAAACUUGUUCGAAUGCCCAAUGUCUCAGAUGUGAAUGGCAGGAAUGAAAAGCGGCAGCAAAUUGAGACAGAUCAAGAUUCUGAAGAUGUGAAGGAUAGAGACAACCGAGCCCUGGUGGACGAUAAUAAAGCGCAGACACUGUCGUCUGAUGACAUCGACCGUAUGAAAAGAGAUGGUGCAUCAGGGAAGGAAAUCAUUGAUGCUCUUGUAGCCAACAGUGCAUCCUUUGAAACUAAGACAGCUUUCUCACAGGAGAAGUACAUGAAGAAAAAGCAGAAGAAAUAUGCGCCGCGAGUGCUUCUAAGGCGUCCAUCUGCAAGGAGUAUUUGCGAGGCUUACUUCGUCAAGGAUCCGCGAAAAAUUGGGUUUUGCCGUAUGGACACGCUGGCCCUAAUGAUGUCUCUCGCAAAUGUCGGACCCAAUUCCGACAUUCUUGUACUGGAAUCACUUGGAGGACUUAUAACAGCCGCCGUGACAGAACGAUUAGGAGGUCACGGUUCUAUCUGCAGCACGUAUUAUACUACCAAACGUCCACCCAUAGAUAUGGUGCGACUGCUAAAUCUGGACGAUGCCACUGCCUUAAGUGUGCUGCGCGCUCCUUUGGAGAAAUUGGUCGCUGCUCGGCAGUCGGCAUUGCGCUCGAAAGACCAGAAUGGUGUUGGCGUUGCAGAGCGAGAGGCACUGGCCCAAGCUCUCAGCACCCUUGAAGAGCCAAAAAACAGCACCAUUGGGCAAAAUGCAACGGAUGCUGUUGUGAACGACUCUCCAAGCAUGGCUGUAGAAGCAUUGUCAACGGAAACACCUGUUACGGAGAGUAUGGAUGUGGACAAGGAAACUACAAAUAUCAUCUCCCCAGCCCAAAAUACCACUGAUGGUGUAGUAGAAGACUCUCAAAUCAAGGACAUGGAAGCGCCUUCAACUGAAAUGUCCGUCAAGCAAAAUAUGGAUCUGGACCAGAAAACAUCUCACAGCCUUCCUGCAGAGGACAGAGAAGAGGAUGCCUGUGAAUUAGGAGACAAGGAGGCUAACCCAACAGCUGUUGGCGAAGGGAAGGCGAGCAAAGGUCCUCGACCCGGAAAUGAAGCCACCAGUGCUGACAUAUUUAAGUGGGCAAAUCAAGGCUUUUCAAGCUUGCUGGUUGCUGCACCGGAACUAGAUGCUUGGACAGUUGUCAAGCAGUUGAUUCCUCUUCUUUCUUCUUCUUCGCCCUUCGUAAUCUAUUCACCGUAUCAACAGCCGUUGGCAGAAUGUAUGUUUCAACUGCAAAAAAACAACAUGGCCAUUGCCUUACAGCUCACAGAGCCUUGGUGUCGGGAGUAUCAGGUGUUGCCCCUCAGAUCGCAUCCCCAUAUGCAGAUGAGUGCCACCGGUGGCUUCACACUGAGUGGCAUACGAAUUACAAACUGUGUUUGAGAUAUAUAUUGACCAGGUUUGGUGCUCGUCUGAGGGCUACUCGCUCAAGUUCGACGUUCAAAAAGUGCCCGUGCCCGUGCCGCCUUGGCAUACCACCAAUGCUUUUGCCCAAUAUUAUUUAGUGAGAAAGGGUUUCUACGUUUGAGUUGCCAAAUCUAGUCAACUAUACUAUCUGAUCACCAAGUUUAUGCCCAUUCGUUCAGAUACACUGACAUGAGAAGAUAGAAAUAUCACCAGUGUCACAUUCUUAGAGGGUCCUUCUCGACGACACUGCCUAGCGCAAGACGGCCCUGUCGGGCCAGCCUCGGCUAGCGAGAUUAGUCAUGUACAAGCAAGAAUUGUCAUAUUGUAGUGCAUUAGUGAAGAUUGAUAAACGGAACCAUUUUUUGAAGUUGUUAGGUCCGGGAAAUAGACACCUUCCUGGUUGUAUCAAUAAAGCACUCAUGUAGCAAAGCAUAUGACGUCGGCUUUUGUCGUGGGUUGACUCUGUUGAUUGUGGUCAACAGAGAGUCCGAGCUUCUAUUUUUAACUUGAUUCGCUGGGAAAACUGCCUCACAAAGUCAUGGCGGAAGCUUUCGAUCGAGUAGCACCAGUGAAGUUGCUUACACGGGGUACUGGAGUAGGAGCUGUCGUAGCGAAUCUUGUAAAGUAGGCUCUCGAAGGAAGGGGCUAUGUGAUAUUCUUUUAUCGAUUAUAGGAAUAAAGCCAAGGAGACUGAA
This is a messenger RNA of Marchantia polymorpha subsp. ruderalis, 2652 nucleotides long. Lineage: Eukaryota; Viridiplantae; Streptophyta; Marchantiopsida; Marchantiales; Marchantiaceae. The record is from the annotation of a GenBank genome assembly.